Messenger RNA from Etheostoma cragini (Arkansas darter), 3973 nucleotides. RefSeq lists its product as uncharacterized. Bases 344 to 1240 code for a protein of 298 amino acids. The transcript has 6 exons. The record is from RefSeq and is a predicted model, not a curated record. Lineage: Eukaryota; Metazoa; Chordata; Actinopteri; Perciformes; Percidae.
ACACUUAUUUUAUCAGAAGUUUUAAGAUGGAGAGAUGACAAAGGUCAGCUGUCAGUCUCAAAUCCUCUUUCAGUUUAAAGGAGGAAUGUUUCCCUCUCCUCCACUCAGUCCAACAGAGGUCGUCGUGUUGGAGGAUAAAAGGGGAAGUCAACCUGAAAUCACUUCCUUUUCUCUUCUCUGUCUAUAAAAAGAUGUAUACAACAACGCUCUGGUCGGCUCAAAGUUUUCACUACUUCUCGUCUGAGUCUGAAUACUAACCGGAAACAUUUCACGCUGUUCAGUGUAAGAUGUGCAGGUAGAAAAGCUGCUGGCUGGAUCAACAAAGGCUGACCACAGAGGAGACAUGGAAGCUGUGGUUGGACUGUUGCUGAUGCUACUCGGAGUCUCUCAUGGUGUGGAAACCUACUGUGACGGCCGACAGGAUGGAGCUCAGUGUUAUGGAGCUUUGGGAGGAACUGUGGUCCUCCAGCUGAUGGACAACGCCUCAGAAAUAUUUAGAUACACAUGGUCAAUCAAACCAACAAACAAAACAACAAAAACAAAUACAACAACAAUACUCCAUGGGAGAAAGAACGUGACUGUGUCUAAUUUGAUUGCAAACAGAUCCAUCUUUACUCCUAGUAAUGGAACAUUUAGGAUCAACAACCUGAACUGGACUGAUGGAGGUGAAUAUGAACUUCUAACCUUUGAUUCAGAUGGAAAAGAAUCAGAGCAGCGGACUCUACAGUUGACCAUUCAAGACUUCAUUAACUGCACCUUAACCAACGGGACUCACAUUUCACAGUGGGUAUUUCAAGCCAAAAAUAUCCCGUGUAUUCAGCCAACAACAUCUCCUCCCAUGAGAACCUCCACGGGUAAGACGACUGGCAUCACAGUGUCAAUUAACCCCCGCACUAAUAACACAUCCUACAAUCACAGCGAUGCCCAAUGGUACAUUAAUUACUUGCUGAUAAUGGCCGGUGUACUGGUUGCGUUGGUUAUUCUGUUAGUGGUCGGGGUGGCUGUCGUCUGUGCUCAGAAGAAAAAGAGAAGCAACAAACCAAAAGAAGAAGAAGAAGACAAUGAACUGACCUACGCUGAUGUCAGGUUCGCGCAACGGCCGGGGAGGCAGAUGCCGCAAAGACCAGAGACGGAGGGGGAGGUGGAGUACGGCCAGGUCAAGUUUUCAGAGCGACCUCAGCAGACUGUUGAACCAGCAGGAGAUGAAUGUGUGUACGCCAAGGUCCGUAAAGACAGGUGAUUCACGCCGUUUAGUGUCAUUCACAAAGACUGCACCGCUGAAGACUGAGAGAGGAGUUGCCUAACACUCUUCACCUUCAUUUGAUGUGAUGUUCAAAAGGAAAAAAAUAUAGAUACAGUAUUAUUAUUCACCACUUUUACCUCUGGGAUGAACAAGCUUCAAAGUAUCAUUUUCAUCACCAUCAUCAUCAUCAUUAUUUGAAUUCCAGUUUGGCUACACAUAUUUUUACACCCUCUCUUUGUAUUAACAUUAUGUUCUACUUCUCAGUUUUUACUCAUUUUUAAUUUAUGAGCAUAUUUACGUUUAUAUCAUUAUUAAAACAAUGUACAUUUGCCAAAGGCUAACAUUUUAAGAAUAAUGUUAAUGUUACAAUGUAUUUGGUUUUAUUACUCCACAGCCAAAAUGGACACUCUAAAGCACUCUGACACGCUGUCAUCUGUCCGUUCAUGUUCUGUGUUUUAAUUUCACAUCAAAGGGAUAAAGUAGGUCUUUCCUUAGAGAUUUCUUAUAGGUUGUAUGCGGGUUAAUCUCACAUCAACCAUGCUCUUGUCCUUCGGCUCUGUCGCCAUACAGUAAGAUAAGUUUGCCGAGAAAUGUCUUGUGUCUCAGGAAGUUUGCAGUAAAAGUAACCACCUAUUCGUUUCCAUGAUGUAACACUUCUGCUUUGUCUUUGGCAUGUGCUUUUACUCUUUCAGAAAUGGUUUAUCAGUUGGAAGGGGUGAUUUUAAGACCUUACAUCAACCCUGUAUCAGUUAAUGGUGAAAUAUCCCCGUAAUGUAAUGAUAAAUAAGAGUGGCUUGUGGACUUUUAGUCAUACUUUAAGACAAACGUUAGUGGGCUGGGGGACAUAGGUAAUAAGCAGUCUUAAUAAAUUAUUGCACAGGAUUGCCUGCAACAGUAGGCUACAUGCAAGUUGCUUAGUGUUUCUUAAUACAGUGAUUUAGCAGUAAAAGGAGGAACACCUUCUUAAGGAGGGUGCUGUUCUCUUUUUCUCCUUUACUGAAACAAGUGGGGACAAAUGUGGUGUGAGAAUAUUAACUACGUGUCAGAUUCUUACAUGCACUGUUUAUCUUUUAGCACCAUCAGGUUUUUUCUAUGGUUUGACACGUUUCCUCUUCUUAUCAUUUGCAGUUUCCAAGGUAUCACUACUGAAAUAUAGAUACCUGUAGUUAAACCUUAAACAUUGCGAAUUUUAAUUAACUGUAACAAUUCAGGGUUUGAGUCAUUUUUGGGCUCUGACCUUCAGGUCUGGAGAAGAAACUUUCAUACAUUAUGGAUUUUUAUGCUACCUUUUUGUGGGUUAAUAGAAUGUCAGUUGAACGCAGUGCACUUCCUGCUGUUUCAAGAUCUAAUGUUAAGCAGUUAGUCAACCAACUAUCAAAAAGGUUUGUAAUUAAAAAGCAAACAUGGCAAUUUGUCUGGAAUUAAACUGAACUACAUGCAACUGAGGACCUUACAGAAAAUAAUGCACAAGAAAAUGUAAGUUCUUAGGUAUGGGCUCUGAGUGCCCAUCAUAUUCCUGUAAGAUGCUCUAUUAACUAAUCUAAAUAUAUCUGAAAUUCUGGUUUUGCUGUCUCUUCUCAAAGACCUAAUCUUUUCUAAGUUAACCAUUGUGCAGUGUACAAGCUCCAGCCCAUAGGAGGAAGUGCUAGACCUAACAAUAAAUGGCCGAGCAGUUAGAAUAAGCUCUCAUGGAUUGAGUUAAUGUUUGUUCUCAUAAUGGAAAUUUCGGAGUAAUAACUUUUCAUAUUAUUAAAGCUGCUAUUGCAUCUGCUACAGUCUUUUGGUAUGGACUGGGUCAGGAAGUGUACGGCCCAACCUUUGAUCCUCUUGUCUCAGCUCAGUAUCACCCUCUGAAACACUUCAGGAUCUACCAUAAUGUAAUGAUUCUUUUUAUUUUUUGGGGGGGCAUUUUAGGCCUUUAUUGAUGGGACAGCUAAAGACACAAAGCGGAGUGACAGUGGGUAUGACAUGCGCCCAGCCUAAUGUAAAGCGGUUUGUUUGUUUGAGCUCUGUUUUUUUUAUGAUUUGUGACUUCUGUUUCCUAAAAAAUCAUCUAUUGUCAUUAUGUGUAAGUUUUGCUUUUAUAGGUAAAGUGCUACCGUGUGAGUUGUUUGUUUGCUGUGUAUUUAAUCAAAGACAGAGGUUACAUGAGUGGUUUGGUUUGUGUCGUGAGGUUAAAGAUCAUUUAGCUGAAUCACAGCUAUAAAUAGGUGUUUAUGGUUCAUGAUAGUUGUAAAAAAAACAGUUGAACGCUCUUGUUGAAAACAGUUGUACUUCUGACUGACAAAGUCUACUGAGCAAAUGAUUAACAACACAGGUGAAGUGUAAUAAAACUGCUCCAACAAUCCAGUAUCCUUUUUGCCAUUUGAUCAGUAAGCCAAUACUACUUUGUUCAAUUUAAUAAUUGUAUGAGAAUUACAUUGUUUAGUAUUGUUGCAGCUAAUAUCUGUGCAACAUAGGUAAUCAUGUUGAACAAUAGCUCUUGACAGGUUUGGUUGAACCACAAUUAAAAGUUUAUUUUUCCCCCCAUAAAAAGCAGGUGAUAUUUUCUUUGUCAUAUGAUGUUACACUGCCAUGCCAAAUGUCUUUAUUUAUAAAAACCAAGACUGGUGCCAAUUCUUCAAUUCUGUGCACAUCAGUUUUUGAAUGAUGAUAUAAUUGUGGGUUACUUAUAAUUUAAUAUGCAAAGAAUGUGUCAGCAACAAUUUGUAAAUAAAGCAAAUUUAAAGU